AUGCGAUAUUUUCUUGGUAUGGAGGUUGCUCGGUCAAAGAAGGGUAUUGUGGUUUCACAGCAGAAAUACAUUCUAGACUUAUUGAAAGAAACAGGAAUGAGUGGAUGUCGUCCUGCAGAUACCCCUAUGGAUCCUAAUGCUAAACUUUGGGGAGAAGGUAGUGUUCCUGUUGACACUGGAAGAUAUCAGAGAUUGGUUGGAAAACUGAUUUAUUUGUCACACACCCGACCUGAUAUUGCUUUCUCAGUUAGUGUAGUAAGUCAAUUUAUGCAUUCUCCUUACGAGGAACAUCUUGAGGCAGUCUACCGGAUACUGAGAUAUUUGAAGGGAAAGUCUGGUAAAGACUUACAUUUUAAGAAAACUAGUGAAAGAAAUGUGUCUAUCUUCACGGAUGCUGAUUGGGCAGGCUCAGUCACUGAUAGAAGAUCAACCUCUAGAUAUUGUAAUUAUGUUUGGGGUAAUCUUGUGACAUGGAGGAGCAAGAAACAAGGAGUUGUAGCAAGAAGUGGUGCAGAAGCUGAGUUUAGAGCUAUGUCUCAAGCUGCCAUUAGCAUAGCUCAUAACCCAGUUCAACAUGACAGAACCAAACAUAUAGAGAUUGAUCGACACUUCAUAAAAGAGAAGUUAGAUGCUGGAAUCAUAUGUCUCCCUUUUGUGACUUCAAAUCAGCAAACUGCGGAUAUCCUUACCAAAAGUUUGGCAAGACCAACCUUUGAGCAUUUGAUUGACAAGUUGGGCAUGAUAGAUAUCUAUGCACCAACUUGA
This is a messenger RNA of Vicia villosa (hairy vetch), 765 nucleotides long. RefSeq names its product secreted RxLR effector protein 161-like. Lineage: Eukaryota; Viridiplantae; Streptophyta; Magnoliopsida; Fabales; Fabaceae. The record is from RefSeq and is a predicted model, not a curated record. The transcript has 2 exons. Bases 1 to 765 code for a protein of 254 amino acids.